Micropterus salmoides (largemouth bass) is the source of this 5848-nucleotide messenger RNA. RefSeq names its product interleukin 1 receptor accessory protein-like 2 (gene il1rapl2). The coding region runs from base 1608 to 3785 and encodes 725 amino acids. Lineage: Eukaryota; Metazoa; Chordata; Actinopteri; Centrarchiformes; Centrarchidae. The transcript has 18 exons. Gene Ontology annotation, biological process: signal transduction. The record is from RefSeq and is a predicted model, not a curated record.
AGGCGCAUCUGAUCUUUUCUCCCCUUCUCUACAGUUUUUUCGGCCACCGAGUCAAAAGUGGGAUUUCUCUUUUCUGUUUUAAUCACAGGAGUGGUAUCUGCCUUCCACAUAUCUUUUUCUUCUCUCUCAGUCGUUCUGUCUUUUAUGUUGCUGAAACCUGGGAGACCCAGCUCCUCCCCUCCUCCUCGUUUACUCCUCUUAGAGGAGAACCCAAAAGAAGCAGCUCAAGGCUUCGCGCGUCUCCUUCUCCCGCUGCUCCAGCGCUGCCAGGAGGAUUUCCAAAAGUCAUUUCAAGUGGACUUUUGUUUUUGUGAUUUUGGCCGAGGAGUGCAGCUCGGGACCACAUCCAAGAAGAGAAUGAGGGUAAAGUACUCUGACCUGUGAGGGACGUGUUUCUGGAGAGUGAGAGAGAGGAAAGUAAAGAAGGACAGAGAAAAGAGGAGGAAACGGAGGAGAGAAAUGGAGAACAUGCGUGGUCUUUUAUUUCCAGAAAUAUUUUUCCGGAUGGAUUAGGACAGAAAGAGGAGACUCGUUGCCUUGAAAUCUCACAUUUUCUAUUGUAGACUACUGGAUGUGGACUGAUUGCUUUUAUUGAUCCGCAGAUUGACUGGUUGACUGUCGGCCGUUAUCACCCGGCAAACUUGGACUUGUGGGGGAUUUUAAGACGGGAAGUGAAUCCUGCACUGCAGCUUUUGGCAUAACACGACGCAUCUGCAACAGCACCUCCGGAUUGAUUACUUGAUUGACAAAUAUAUCGACGACACCAGCCUGCACAGUGGCACUCUAAUGAUUGAUUACCUCAAUAUUGUAUGCCCUUUAGGAAUAUUACAUGGACGCACUCUAUCAUAAAAGACACAAUAUGAAGUACUCACACUGAGUACCGCCGCUACAUUAAAGCUCCAGCAGGAAUAUUACAAGGUAGCACAUGGGCAGAAAGUACCAUAAAGUACUAUAAUAAUGACUAUAAACUGAUAAUAUGCCACAACUGUGAAAUUAGUAUAAGAAUUUAAUAGGGAUUGUUAUAGUGCAAGUGCUUCGCGGGAUUCCAGUUUGGAGAUUGGAAGUUAUUUUUGGCUGCGCAAAGUAGAGCGACUCUUCCACACCACUGCCCGGGCAGAGACAGACUGAACACGGAGGUCUACCUACUUGCCUCUGUCUUACAUCCCGUCCUGAAGCAAAGGAGUGGGAUAGACAGAGGGCUGAGGAGACAGAAAAGAGAGCGGAGAGAAAGGGACAGGACGCGUAGCUGCGGUUGGAGCAGACUUAGCUUUCCAACAUCUUUGUGAAGGAGGGAGAGGAAAAGGAUUUCAUCCUUAUGCAGCAGGCAAGACUUUCAUGUUAAAGGCUGUAAAUGUCCCUUUUUUUGGCAGAGAAGAGGGGAAGAAACGACCUCAUCUAGCCUUUCAUUUAUCUACCUUUUGUCCUGCCAGUUUGGAGAGCUGAGAAAUUUGGCAGCACCUGACAGCGGAGACACACAAGGAGAGGAGCCAGAAGAGGGAUUAUUUCAGCACAUUUUUGACAUUUUCAAGAUUCUGUCAUCAGCGUCGCUUGGAUUCAGGAUUAGCUAGCCUACUCCAGUACACCAGGUGCCAGUGGAGAAUAGAGAGAUGAAGCCUUUAUCCCUCCUCCUCUUCCUCCUCCUCCUCCUCCUCGCCUCAGGAGCCUGUGACGACGUCAAGUACAUCUCCAAGAGGAACUCAGUGGAUGGAUGCAUAGACUGGUCAGUGGAUCUGAAGGAGUACCAUGUUCUGGCCGGUGAACCCGUUCGGGUGAAAUGUGCCUUGUUCUACAGCUACAUCCGAACCAACUACACCAUGGCCACCAACGCCAAACUGCGCCUCAUCUGGUAUAAGAACAAAGGAGAUGCAGAGGAGCCUAUCAUCUUCUCAGGACAUAGGCUGAGUAAAGAAGACGACUCCAUCUGGUUCAGAUCUGCUGAAAUGGAAGACAAUGGAUUUUACACCUGUGUUCUAAGGAACUCGACAUACUGCAUGAAAGUGUCCAUGUCGAUGACUGUGGACGAGAGUGAUGAGGGGAAAUGCUUCAGCAGCAAUAUCCGCCACCUGGAAAAGGCUGAGAUAACCCAUAGCAAAAUGAUCACCUGCCCUGAUAUAGAAGACUAUAUGGCUCCAUACAAGCAACCGCAGAUGACCUGGUAUAAGGAGUGUGAGCGGGUCGAAUGGAGAAGCUCCAUCACAGUUAACACUACACAUGUCUGGAUUCCUGAGGUAGAGGAGGGCGACGGGGGAAAUUACACGUGUGAGUUACAGUAUGGAUCCAGACUCGUGCGGCGGACCACACAACUCAAAGUGACAGCUCUCCAGACCACUCAGCCUCCCAAGGUCCUUUUCCCCCCGGAGAGACAGGACACCGUGAUAGAGAUCACGCCUGGUAUGCCUCUCAGUCUAGACUGCAAGGCAUUUUUUGGCUACAGUGGAGAAAACAGAAGGCCCAUUAUCUACUGGAUGAAAGGAGAAAAGUUUGUCGAAGAACUAGCUGGACAUAUUAAAGAAAGUGAAGUCAGGAUCUUGAGGGAGCAUUUAGGGGAGAAGGAGGUGCAGCUUUCCUUAACGUUUGAUGCUGUGGACGAGACAGACCUGGCCAACUACACCUGUUACGUGGAGAACCACAUAGGGAAGCGCAGCGGGAGUGCUAUACUGCAGAAGAAAGAUAUGUAUCGCCUGGAGUUGGCUGGUGGUCUGGGGGUCAUAUUGUUGCUGCUGGGAGUCCUGACAGCACUUUAUAAGUGUUACAACCUGGAGAUCAUGCUCUGCUACAGGAGACACUUUGGCAGUGAUGAAACUGAAGAUGAUAAUAAGGAGUACGAUGCCUAUCUGUCCUAUACUAAAGUGGACUUAGACUCUUUGGGCAGGACGAGCAGCGAUGAGGAAACGUUUGCUUUGGAAAUCCUGCCGGAUGUUUUAGAGAAACAUUAUGGAUACAAGCUGUUUAUACCAGACAGAGAUCUAAUACCCAGCAGUACCUACAUUGAAGACUUAGCUCGCAGCGUGGAACAGAGCAGACGUUUGAUCAUCGUUUUGACUCCAGAGUUUGUCGCCAAAAGAGGGUGGAGCAUCUUCCAGAUAGAGACACGCCUCCACUCCAUGCUGGUUACUGGGGAGAUCAAGGUGAUCAUGAUAGAGUGUGCAGACCUGAAGAAUGUCAUCAACUACCAAGAGGUGGAAGCACUUAAACACACAAUCAAGGUCUUAUCCAUCAUCAAGUGGAGGGGUCCUAAGAGCAAUGAGCUGUCAUCUAAGUUUUGGAAACAGGUGGUUUAUGAGAUGCCCGCUAAACGCAGAGAGACGUUGUCCAGACGUCAGGUGAUGGACUCUGGUGAACAGGGCCUCUUUGGUGACCUACAGACCACCGUCUCCACCAUUGCAAUGACAACAACCUCCGCCUCCUUGGGACCCCCGAAUGAGAGUCGCCAUGGACAUCAUCAGGUUGCCUUGGCGACAGAGAUUCCCGACUACAACCAGAUGACCUUGCCGUUGGGAGGCAGUCACACUGCUACAGCGGCCCAGAUGAGGCAUUUCUGCCGCAGCUACGAGUUCCAGCUCCCCCCACAGCCUUCCUCACUGUCCCCUCCCCUCCCCCCUCCCUCCACCGUGCAGUUUUCCACUCUGGGUCCUGGGGGACGCCACGUCUAUUGCAAUAUCCCUAUGACACUGCUGAAUGGACAGGUGCCUCAGAGCAGUACGCUUGGGAAGAAGCCAGAACUUCACCUGAACAGCACCUUCGUACCACUCACCAGCAGAGAACUAAGCUCUGACAUCUGGUAGAAGGACUGCUCAACUAGUACUGGAUUACAGACCGGUUUACAGACGGCUUUUACAAUGGCUUUGAACGUGGUGUAGACUGGUUGGUUGACUAGUUUUGAUUGGGUUUUUGGACAUGUGUAUAGCCAUAGCUUUCAGGAGGGACUUCUUGCAGACUGCCAUUGGACUAGUUUUGGGCUACUUGAUCCCAUCAGCAGCAGACUGCUUACAGACGGAUGUAUUCACAUUAUAAAAGUGAUUGUACGCUGGCUUUGGACCUACCAACUGGUUACAGAUUGAUACAAACUGAUAUGUAAGAUGACCAUUGGAAACAUGACUGGUCAUACCCGUUGGACUGGAGCAUAAAGUUUGUAAACUGGUAUGGACAUGUGGAUGUAAUAAACUACAACAGGCAAUGAACAGGUCCAGGAUACCUAAACAAUGAGUAGGUAUCCACAGACAGGAUUACUUGGAGUAGGAGUAUUUGUUGAACAAGCUACCAAGUUGGACUUCGGAGCACAAAAAAUACAAAGUAUUUUGUAAUCGGAGUCUGCUCGCACCCCAGCUGUGUAUGUGGAAAAAACAGUUGACUUGUCAGCUGCUUAACUACUCGGAAAUUUUGGUCGACUGAAAAGUAGCGUAAUCUUGGAAAUCUUGGAAUGUUAGUCAAUCCACCUAACUGAGUUCUCAGUAUAUUGAUCUACCUGUUGACUAGGUGGCUUGUCAGUAAACGAGGCAGACUUCAAGCAAUGAUUUUGGAAUACCAGUCCACCUUAAAACAACAAGUCAACCUCUUGAAAUACAAUUCCCGGGCUAGCUAGCUAGUUAGCUAACUGGUUUGGUUCUUAGAAGCUAAAAUGGUUGACUUAAAAGAAAUGGAAUCCAGCAACAAUAUUGAAGAAGUGAUGCGUAAAGCAAUUGCUUAACUUUGUUACUGAGAAAGCACAGAACUUUAGCUGGUGUACAUGGAAGCUAGUUGUUAAAACUAGCUAACUAAAAGGCUGUAACUUCUUGAGCUAGGCGGAUGCUAAAAGCCACCAUGAGACUGCAAACCAGCCUGCUCAUCACCUUGUGACCCAGUAAUCAGCAACUUGUCAACUCAUCAAGAGGUGAACUUGCCAAGAGGUGACAUUCCAACUUUUACCACCAAGCGAAAAGCUAAAAGGACUUGGCUUUUUCUAUUUGCAUGACCACCCAUUUAGAUAAAAAAGAAUAAUCAAAUAAACAUAGAUAAAAGAGUAAAUGACACAGUCAUUUCUCACAGCCUCUUUUAAUAUGGAGGAGAAUAAACAUCUUAUGUUGAUACAGUAUAUUUGUUUUCUGUCCGACCAUGAAGUAAUGAUAAAAACUGAUAAAGGGAAAAAAGGAGGUAUCCCUCCAAAAACAUUGUUAUUAUUUAUUUUCUUCUGCUUUAUUUAAGAGUUUUAUCCUUCUAGAAGGUUGGUGAUCAUGUUUUGGCAGGCUUUGUUUUUAAUGUUUGUUUGUUACAAUAAUCUCUGUACAGCUUCCAUAACUUAUGCAUAGACCUAUACAGUACAUGGCGGUGAUUUGUUCCCUACAAUUUCUGUUAAUACCCACAUUAAGUGUGUGAGAUCCAGAGCCCUUGUUUCAUGGUUGUAUGGCCCAAUGGAUGGAUGGAUGGAUGGAUGGAAAGGACGCUCAUGGUAGUACAACCCUGCUAUCAGACUGAUGUUUUAAACAUGUUACUCUGGCAGAGACCAUUUCCAGUCAACCAAAGGGGGCUUGACUGCGUACAAGGCCAGAUGCCAAGCUGAACCAGACCACAUUCUUCUUUGUGAGCUUUAAGAAACCAAGAUUAUUACCAUAAUAUUUAAGCAAAGUGAAUAAUGUUUUGAAUUUAUACAGAGGUACUGUCAUUGUCUUAUUAGAACCAAUGAAUUCUGGAUAUUUGAGAUUGUUUGAGACAAUAAUUACUUAUUUGAGUUGUUAUAUUCGAUGGCAAUAUACAGUAUAGUGGUUGUCUUUUGAUUUCUGCUCAUUUCUUUGACUAUUUUUUGGAUAUAUUGGUUGAAAUAAUUUAACUGAGAGCAAAUAAAAAUGAUAUGAGUUGUUUUAUACAUUUUGGA